UUUAAUUUUAUUUGAUUUUUAAUAAUCUCCUAGUGAUUUAUAAAAUCUACUAGCAUUAAUAUAUUUAAAAUAGAGGGCGCCUAAGCUGUGACAAGAAAAUUCUCUAGAUAGAAACUGUAGAUACAAAAGCACGUGCGAUUGCUUCUUCUCUAUUUGAUUUAUCGUUAAAUGCACAUGUAUUCACGUGUGAAUCGUAGAAAGAAUAAGCGUGAUAAAGUUUAUUAUCAUUGUUGUAACCUGUGUCAAAUUCAUUGAAAUUUACGUUACAUUAUAUAACAUCAGCUGAAGGAAAUGAACGAAGUAACUUUACCACCUUCUCCAAAUUGGUACUUGAAUAGUAUUUUUACAUGUUCCAAAGAUGGAACUAUUGCUUGGGGUGCUAGAAAUGCUAUUAUAAUUGCAAAGCGUCAAAAAGAAAACAAAAUAUUAAAUUAUUCUAUCAUUAAGGAUGCUCAUAUAGAUAGAGUUACUUCAUUAGCUUUUUCACCUGAGUAUGGACAAGAGGAUAAAAAUUUAUUAGUUUCUAGUGGUGAUGAAUUUACAGUGAGAAUAUGGAAUGUAGAUAAUCUCUCUGCAAUUAUGGGUUACUCGUAUCAAGAUACGAAACAAAAUGUUAUAGGAGUUGAUUGGUGCCUUAAAGAUCCCAAUAUAAUAUAUUGUAUUAGUACAGAUGGUUUACUAAUAUCUUGGAAUGUAUCUUUCAAUACUUGUUAUCCAAUCUUAUUAGGAAAAUUGACAGCAACUUGUUUAUCUGUAUGUCCACAUGAUUGUAAUCUUGUUGCCAUAGGUUCUAAAACUGGAUUGGUUUAUAUCGUUGAUACACAUGGAACAGGUUCUAUAAGAUAUAAACUAAGAGGACAUGAUACAGAAAUAUCUAGUUUAUCUUGGUGUCCUGUAGAACAUAAUAUUUUAAGCAAUGAAAAUAAUAGAGAUUUUCUUUUGGCUUCUGGUGCAAAAGAUAAAUCCAUAUUUUUAUGGAGAGCUGGUGGAGAUGGUAGAUACCAAUUGGAAUUUACUGUACCAAAUGUACCAUUUGAAUCUCGUCAAUAUCGAAAUAAAUCAAAUGUAUCCACUGGUAAUUGGAUUUCUGUUUGUUGGGCAAAACCAAAACUUUUACUUACUAGUUCAUAUUGGGGAGAACUUCUUGCUUGGGAUUUGAAAACAAUGAAUAAAAAUAAACCUCUGUGUAAGAUGAUUCAUGCUUAUCACAAUAGAACAUUAUUUUCUAUUGUUAUAGUACCACAUGUUUAUGAGACUAUUAAUGAUAGUUGGAGAAUAGAAAACGGUAUUACAGUAUGGACAUUAGCUCAAGAUCGGCAAAUUAUUUGCUGUAAUAUAAAAAAGGAUAAUCAUGAAAUAGAAUAUAAUAUUCCUACUCAAGGUGGAUUUAUCUAUUGUAUAGCCGCUUGUCCUGUGGAUAAUACACGAAUUGCGUUUGGUGUAGGUGAUACAAUGUUACGUAUCUGGAAUUUAUCUGAACCACAUGAAACUUCUUUUGAUAUUACUAUGUUAUGGCAAAAGAUAAAAAGCAAUAUAAGAUCUAUUGCAUGGCAUCCAGUAAAAGAAAACUUGAUAGCUUAUGGAACUGCAGAAGGUCGUAUUGGGAUGUUUGAUAUAAAUGGUAAUAAACCGCCAACUCUAUACAGGCAGUAUCACAGAAAAACUGUAUAUACAUUACAGUGGGGACCAUAUCCAGGAAUGAAAGAUUAUGGUUUGUAUUCUUGUGGGGAAGGCGAUCUUGUAUGUUAUGAUGCAGAUAAACCAAACAAAGAUCCUACACUCAUAAUUGGAAAAAAGUGCACAGAAGUAUCAUGGAAACCAGAUUUCUCAUGUUUAGCAAUAGGACUUCAAAAUGGGACAAUUCUAUUUUAUAAUCGUGAUCUUAAAGAAUUUGGUCAUACAACUAGUGUUAUGAAUGUAGGAGUGCAUUGUUUAAUAUGGCAUCCUGAUAGUACCGCAACGGAUUUAACAUUCUCUCCACUUAGAAAUUAUAUAGCUGUUGCCUAUAAUGCAACUACAAUAAAUAUACUUGAUCUUUCAGAUCUUCUUGAAAAAAUAAAUGAGGUAAAUGUACUUACGGAAUCAAAUGAUAAAGUAAAUGAUACCGAAGAAAUAUCUUCAAGAACUGUUAACAAAAUUGUUGCAACAUUGAAUGGUCAUAGUAAUAAAAUUGUUGGUUUAUCAUGGAGUCCACAUUUAAGUGGAUACUUGGUUUCAAGUAGUUAUGAUUGUACGGCACAGGUAUGGAAUGUUGAAAGACAAGAACUGAUAGCAACGUUUGCACACCAUUGUGGACCUAUUUAUUGUUGUAUGUGGAGUCCCUUAGAUCCAGAUCUGAUAAUAACAGGAUCAUCAGACUUUACAUUACGUUUAUGGAGAAUAUCAACUCAGCCAGUCUUACUCCCUGAAAAAAAGUCUAAUUCAAAAAAGUCCAAAUCGAAAAAGAAUAAACAAAAAAUAAACGAAGAUGAUAAUAAAAUAACAAAUGAUGUUAAUGUUGAAGAUAAUAAUACUUCAGAAAUAGUUAUAGAAACAAUAAAUAAAACUUCGGAAUCUGCAACAAUUAAAGCAGAGAUAUCAAUGGCUAUUGCAAAGGAGAUACAAAAGAAAGCUCCAGAAAAAAGUCCAUAUUUUCCAACAUACUCCAAAAUAAUGAACAAUAAGUUAGCUACCCUUAAAUCUAUUAAAUAUCUUAUUAAAGAUGAAGAAAGAUUUUUAAAUUCAGAAAAUCAAUUAAACGAACAUGCUGAAGUACCAUCUUUAUUUACUGACGAUACAAAACUUUCUGAGAUUAUUAAUAAUGAAAAAUCUAUACUUACUGCUCAGGGCAAUCAUACUGCGGUUACAGAGAUUGAUAUGUGGCAUGAUAAUCUUAAAGAAAAUUUGGAAAUUGCUGUUAAAGAGAAACGUCUUAAUGAUACUUUAAUUUCACUUUCGCCAAGUCUUUCAAUGAAAACAUGGCGUGAAAUGUGUGAAGCAUAUGCAAAUCAAUUGAUACUUGAAUCAAAUCCAACUAAGGCAGUGUCAUAUUUACUUUGUAUCCAUAAAAUUUAUGAAGCUAUAGACGUUUUUCAUAAUGCACGAAUGUUCAAGGAAGCCUAUUGUCUUGCUAAAUCUAAAUUAGAUUCUAAUGACACAAUGAUAAAAACUAUAUUAGAAAAUUGGGCAAAUUAUGAAUUUGAAAAAGGUCAUUUUGAAGCUGCAGCUCAUUGUUAUGUCAAAUUAGGAGCUUAUUCAGAAGCAGCCUCUUUAUUAGGACGUAGAAAAGAUGUAGAAUGUUUAACAAUAGCUUCUAAAUUAGCAUUGUUAUCUAAUGAAAGUGUUUUAAGCAAAUCAUUAGUAGAACAAGCCAUAAUGGAAGCUUUAAAGAAUUCAGAUACAUCUCUUGCAGAAAAUAUAAUUUUGAAAUUUCCACAAAUUAAGUAUUUAGAAAUCCAUGUAAAAGUGUUUAAGGAAUUAAAAAAGAUAUUAGAAAUUAAAAUAGAAGAAAGUACAAUUCAUACUUGGUUAAAGGGUGAAUUUAAGGAUGGUAUAAUACAGAUUUUUAAAGAUCAUUGUGAAGAAUAUAAAGUUUAUUACGAUGAGCUGUGUCAAUAUAGCUUUAGUAAUCAUAUUGAUAAUCAAGCAAUAUUGUGGAUAAAUGUUAGUGGCCAAUUAGCAAUGGCAAUAAUUUGUGAUUCAGUGACAAAACAAUUAACUCAUUUGAUUAAUGCAUUAAGUAUUAUUUCUCAAUUUGAAAUAUUGCAUCGCAAAUAUAUAGUAAAUCAUGGAAGUUCUUUCAUUAAAGUACUUAUAAAUUUAGAUAAUAAUAGUCCUACAGAAGAGAUGAGUAUUUAUGCACGGAAAUGUUCACUAUCUAAAAGUUUACGUGCAUAUUUGUGCAUUGGACUUUUAAAUUGGACUGUAGAUGACACUAACCUAUCUAUAAAUGAUGAAAAAAUUCAAAUAAUACAAUUAAUAGAAGAAUUACUUGAUGACAUUCUUGAAAAAGAAACAGUGAGAUAUUGGUCUUUAACUAAUGAAAUCACGAAAUUAGAGACUGAAAUAGUUUCCAAUUUAGGUAAAACACAGAAGGUAGAUGAAAAUAGUGAAGGUGAUAAGAUUUUAUUAAAAAAACUUGAUGAUAUUAAAAAUGAAAAGAAACGAUUUGUUAACGAACGUAUAUGUACACCAAGUCCUAUUUUAGUAUAUAGUAAAGCUAAUGAAUUAAUAGAUAAGUUUUCUAACGAAAACGUUAUAAUUAAAUUUUCAGACAGACUUAAUAAAAUAUGGAUAGAAGCUAUUAAGUAACUAGUAUAAACUAUAUUACAUCAGAAACAGGAAAAAUAAAUAUUGGACUUUCAAGACAUAUAUAUUGUAAAUAUAUUUGAAAAGUAAAUGUGUGUGUGUGUGUUUUUUACAAAGUUUUUUUUCACUUAUUUCAAUAUUUCACUUAUUUCAAUAUUUUCAAUAUUUAAAAAGAAAAUAACUUUCAUUAAAGAAAAAACAAAAAAAAACCAUUUUUAUAAGAAAUGAAAUUAGCAAAUGUCAAGAAACAGUGAAGCAGAAAAUAAAUAAAAAAAAAAAAAGAAAAAAAAAAAAGAAAUAGUUUUAUUAAGAUUAAUAAAAAAUAUUUGAAAAUUAUCAAAGGACUACACAAAUAGAUUUUAUUUUUUAAUAGAAUUAUAGUUGAAUUUCUCUAAUAUACCAGAAUAAUUGUUUAAUGUAAUACUAACUAAUUUUAAUUAAAUAAAUUAUUUUUUCUUUACAAAUGAAUAUUUGUAAAAUUCUUUCAAAUAUUUGUAAAAGUGUCCGUAGUUUGUCCUGUUGCCCUUAUUCAUCGUAACCAAUGAUAAAUCUACGACUGACAAUUAGGAAGAGACGGGAGAUAGAUUCUCCGUGCAAAUUAAUCACCACCAUAGCUGGUCCAGUGCAAGAAACGCAGUUAAACGCUCUCUUGUAAUUGCAUCCUUACGACGCAACAAUUGUCAUAUAUUAAAGAUUAAUAUCAUAAAUAUAUUAAUAUUCAAAUAUGUGUAUAUAUAUAUAUUACG
Messenger RNA from Vespa velutina, 5033 nucleotides. RefSeq names its product gem-associated protein 5 (gene rig). Gene Ontology annotation, molecular function: protein binding. The record is from RefSeq and is a predicted model, not a curated record. Lineage: Eukaryota; Metazoa; Arthropoda; Insecta; Hymenoptera; Vespidae. The transcript is spliced from 15 exons. Bases 292 to 4290 code for a protein of 1332 amino acids.